GCACCAGCGUCUGAGCCCUCAUGAACCAGCGCCAAAGCGGUCAUUACCAUACAGAUACGAUUGAUUCGAAGCGGCACGGUACUCGAUCUCCCAUCCCAUCGCAAUGACUAGCAGCGAUAACAAGGACAACAACAAGUUCACCACUCCGCCGGGCUGGACGCCCCACCCUACCCUUCCUAAUGCCCUGCUUCGGCCCAUCAGCAACAAUGAGAGAUUCUUCUUGACAUCGGAACGAGUGACGGGCGCUAGGACCUCAAUCGGUGCGUCGCUGCUCCUCGACUUUGACAGUCCCGUCGAGGCCCAAGACCUCCUCCGUCGACUCAACAAGGCCUGGCUGUACACGCGCGCUCAGUGUCCUUCUUUGGGAUUCAAGGUUGCCAAUGCCAACAACGGGUCGACCGGCAGUGAGGACACUUGCAUGGUCUACGAAGAUUUGACCAGCACAAAGCAAGCCUUCGAAUGGGCAGAGCAGACGGUGCACGUCAAGCACAUCAACGACCCCAGCGGUACGCUCGACGUGCGCAUCCUUGAGGGUCACCACGAAGAUCCUAUCGUAGCCAAGACGGUGGACCACCAUAUCGAAUGCCUCAUCGCAACUUCGCCUGCCCCUCGAGCCUGGCUAAGGCUAUGGCUUGAUCACAACAUGAUGGACGGCCCUUCGUCCCGUUGGCUGCUGGCGCACCUAGUCAAGUACCUCUCACUUUCGCCAGAGAGCCUCGAGAUCGACUGGGCUAGCGAGUCGGAGCAGGCGCGUAUACGCUCUCGUCUGCUUCCUGGGACCGCACUGCCCUUCCUCAAGCCCGAGUACCGCGAUCAAAAGCUUGACGUCAAGGCCGAUCCGCAGAAGCAGUUCGCGGCCGUCACGCGAGAGGUGAGCGGCAAUGUCUCCUCAGGCUUCGCAGCUUUCACUGACUUCCUCCUGCUACCAUCUUGCUAGGCCUUUUCUACCUUGAAGCCCUUCUCUGGCGGCUCUGAGGUCGAAUUAAGCGCAGCGAAGACUUUCACUACUCGACUCAAAUUGUCAAGCGACGAAACGCGCCAGGCUCGCAACUUCUGCCAUCGGCAUAACGUGACUGUCACGGCCUUGUUACUCUCGACGGCCGUCGUUCGCCAGACGAUUCUCCGCUCAGAGAAGUGGCCUUUGCCCGCAGGAGACCGAUUCAUAGGCCUCUUCCCCGUAGACUCACGUCCUGCAUGGGUCGAA
This is a messenger RNA of Jaminaea rosea, 1204 nucleotides long. RefSeq lists its product as hypothetical. Bases 104 to 937 code for a protein of 277 amino acids. The record is from RefSeq and is a predicted model, not a curated record. Lineage: Eukaryota; Fungi; Basidiomycota; Exobasidiomycetes; Microstromatales. The transcript has 2 exons.